UUCCACAUACAGGGAGAAGAACCGGAAGUAGCCCCGAAAAUCAAGACAUCCCAAUGGGCCACCGCUGACCCAGGAUUUCACGCUUUCGCGUUUAACCUGCCACAUAGUCGCCUCCUCCCUCUCUCUCUCUCUCUCUCUCUAACAUCUCUCCUCUCUAUCCCUUCACCUGAAAGUCUCGCUCUGCUUCUCUCUCUACAAUUCUAUAUACUCUCCACGCUUACAUACAAAACCGACGUACUGGUUUGUAGAUUAACAAUUUCUCUCUCAUCUUUUGAGGAGCAAAAAGAAAGCCCAAAGAAUGUCGUGGCUGAGAUCUGCAGUGAGCAAGGCGGUGGAGGUUGGCGGGAAGAACAACUUGACACGCACCGUCCGCAAUUACGCGGACACUGUUGUCCAGCAUGCCGGUCAAGCUGUUGCAGAGGGUGCCAAAAUCUUCCAAGAUCGCAUGGGUGCUCGCAAUUUCAAAAGCUUUAAGCAUACUGUCAAAAGAUUGGAAGAAGUUGCGGUGUCCUGCAGAGGGAUGGAAAGGAUACAGCUACUAAGAAGAUGGUUGCUUGCACUCAAAGAAAUUGAAAUGGCAUCUGAAGUUUCUGGUGAUAACAAAGAAAAAAAUCAGGAGUCACCUCACGUUCUUGAUGACACCAACUUAUCACCAAGAAAGGCCCUGUUGGUCCUAUACUUUGAUUCUGAUAUGGUUGGAGAACCGAUGAACUUUCGUGACGUCUUUCUUCAUAGUCAAGCUAUAGAAGGAAUAAUAUUGUCUAUGAUUCUUGAAGCACCAAGUGACGAUGAAGUGUCCCUACUGCUGGAGAUAUUUGGACUCUGUUUUACAGGAGGAAGGGAAGUUCACAAUGCAAUACUGAGUAGUAUACAAGAUUUGGCAAAAGCUUUUGAAAGUUACAAUGAAGAAGUUCUGGUCAAGCGGGAGGAAUUGCUUCAGUUUGUAAAGGGUGCCAUUUCGGGGUUGAAGUUACAUGCAGACAUUCCGAGAAUAGACGCUGAAGCGGCAGCCUUGCAACAAAAACUCUAUGCAAAGAAAGAAUCACAUGAAACUCAAGAAGCAGCAUCUGAAAAAACAACACUUGCCACAUUUGAAGCUUUGAAGGAAGCUCUUGCAGAAGUUACGUCAUGUUCUAGACUGGAGGUGCUCUUUCUGAAGAAAAAGGUCCUAAGCAGUGGAGAUUCACCUGAGAUCCAUUCUCAGAAGGUUGAUAAGAUGAAAAUCUUAGCAGAGUCUCUUGCAAACUCAAUGUUAAAGGCAGAGAAGCGAAUUGCAGAUAAUAGGCAUCUGAAAGAAGAGGCACUUAAUUUUCGUGUGGCUAAAGCCAAUGAAGUUAGUGAAAUUGAAAAGGAAAUGGCAGCAGAAAUCGGAGAGCUUGAAAAACAAAGGGCUGAGCUUGAAGCUGCACUGAAAAGGGUAAUUAAUAUUUCCCUGGCAGCUGCACUUGUACGACUCAACAAUAUGAGGGAGGAGAAAGAGCAAUUUGAUCAAGCAAACAAACAAAUUGUAGGACACUUGAAAACAAAGGAAGAUGAUCUCUUGAGAUCAGUGGCUUCUUGUAAGACAGAAGCAAAUGUUGUCCAGACAUGGAUAAAUUUCUUGGAAGACACAUGGCAUCUUCAGUCCUCAUUCACCGAAGAGAAGGACAAACUGAUUGAAGAUGAACUGGAGAAAUCUGAAAAGUUUUUUGUGAAGUUGGUGCUUGACUACCUUUCUGCUUACAAGGAAGACCUGUGCAAUUCCAUCAUGGAUAUCAGAAAAUGUGUCGAUGAACUAGACAAUUUAAGAAAGAGGUCCUUUUCAGCCUCUGACGUAAACAAUGAGAAUCCUGAUGCUAAAGAAGCAAAGCAAAUAAGGCACCUUGAAGAGGGAUAUUUGAAUGCCGAAGCAAAGAUUAUUACCACCUUCAGUGUUGUGGAUAACAUGAGGGAGCAGUUUUAUUCUCAACAGGGAAGUUCUUCUAGGCGAGAUACUUCCCUAGUGCAAAAUGCGUUUGAUGAACUUGAGAAGAUGAGGCAGGAGUUUGAGUCAAUUCCAAGACCAACUUUGGAAAUUGAAACCCCAUCCCCAAGAGUAGGAGAGACCACCACAGUAUUUGAUCCUAAAACACCCAAAACUCCCAAAUCACCGCAAGUUGCAAAGCACAUAGAGGAGACACCCCCAUCAAAAGCAGAAGCAUCUGCAGAUCAACCAGCAGCAUUGGAUCCAGAGGCCGAGCUUGCGAAGCUUGAGUCAGAAUUUGGGAAGUUGGGCAGAGACUAUUCAGCCGAAGAGAUUAGUGGAUGGGAGUUCGAUGAACUUGAACAAGAGCUCAAAUCUGGGGAUACAACACGCAAGGAUGAUAAAUAGAUGCCCUCUGCUUCUUACAUUCCGACUUCUCCUGGUCUGAGCAUCCUGGUCAAUGUUAUUUUCUAAUUCAAUUCACGAAGUUGUGGAUUGUAUAAAAUAAAUGCCGUAGGAGGAUGGGUGUUUGAUUGUGUGUGUGACUAGCGCAGGAGGGAAUUUCUUGAAGCCAAGUUGCAUGUAUCUUUGUGGUCUAUGGUCAAUUCUUUGGUUGCGUUUAUAAUAUUACCUCGGUUUUUCA
This is a messenger RNA of Amborella trichopoda, 2585 nucleotides long. RefSeq names its product structural maintenance of chromosomes protein. The record is from RefSeq and is a predicted model, not a curated record. Lineage: Eukaryota; Viridiplantae; Streptophyta; Magnoliopsida; Amborellales; Amborellaceae.